Molecule: messenger RNA, 2615 nt
Organism: Hemicordylus capensis (graceful crag lizard)
Lineage: Eukaryota; Metazoa; Chordata; Lepidosauria; Squamata; Cordylidae
Product: protein lifeguard 1-like
Exons: 8
Coding region: 518-1567 (349 amino acids)
Biological process (GO): negative regulation of apoptotic signaling pathway
Cellular component (GO): membrane; Golgi apparatus; endoplasmic reticulum
Source: RefSeq, a predicted model, not a curated record
CCUCCAGACGAGCGCAGUUUUCUCCGGCAAGGAGCGCUGCCCGCCCCCUUCCCGGCUGCUCCAAGUUGCCGCACCAGGAGCCCAGAAGAUCGGCGGCGCUGCGCCCGCGCCCAGCCGGGCUCUGGUCGGGCUCCAGCAGCUGCGGAGGGGCUGCUGCUGCUGCUCUGUGCCGUCGGGCGGGGGGCCAAGCGGGAGCUGCUGCGCUCUGGGCCCCUCCUUCCUCCCCUCCCCUCCCCUCCCGGAGGCUGGCAGCAAAGUCCCGGCUGUGCGAGCGGCGGCGGCGGCGGCAGGCCAGCCAGCCAGGAGGGGGCCCGGCAGAGGCGUCCAGCGCGGCGGAGCGGCCGGUGACGAGAUUCCCAGAUGUUGUUGACUGAUUGAUUGAUUGAGUCCCAUCAACUCCUUGGUGUCGACUCCAAGCGACCACAGAGAUGGAUUCUCUCCAGGAUGAUCUGUCUUCCACUUGGCCUUUAAGCUCUGAGGUGGCGGCCGCAGACGCCUGAACAGCAGCAGCAGCGCCAUGUCGCACGAGAAGAGCUUCCUGGUGUCCGGCGAACCCUUCCCUGGCCAACAGCCUCCCGUCCCCCCUGGCUAUGCCCAGCCUCCCUACCCAGUGGCCCCCUACCCACAGCCGCAGUUCCAGCCCGUGGCCUACGGCCAGCCCGGCUUCCCUCAGGGGCCCUACCCACAGGGCCCCUACCCACAGGGCCCCUAUCCGGCUCCGGCACCGUAUCCACAGGGACCCUACCCGCAAGCGCCGUACCCGCAAGGGCAGCCCUAUCUGCAGGACCCCUAUGCCCAGGCGCAUCCUGUCGGCCCCGUGGAGCAAGACUCCCCCCUGCACAGCAACUACCAUGAGGAUGGGCCGCCCUCCUACUACGACAACCAGGAUUUCCCCACCACCAACUGGGAGGACAAGAACCUCCGCCAGGCCUUCAUCCGCAAGGUGUUCCUGGUGCUGACCCUCCAGCUGACCGUGACCUUCGCCUUUGUGGCCAUCUUCACCUUUGUGAAGGAGGUGAAGACCUUUGUGCGGAAAAACGUCUGGACCUACUACGUCUCCUACGCCGUCUUCUUCAUCUCCCUCAUCGUCCUCAGCUGCUGUGGGGAGUUCCGGCGCAAGCACCCCUGGAACCUCGUUGCCCUGGCCAUCCUGACGGUGAGCCUCUCCUACAUGGUGGGGAUGAUUGCUGGCUUCUACGACACAGACGCCGUCAUCAUGGCGGUGGGCAUCACUGCUGCCGUCUGCUUCACGGUGGUGAUCUUCUCCAUGCAGACCAAGUACGACUUCACUUCCUGCCGAGGGGUGCUGAUUGUCUGCCUGAUGGUCCUGUUCAUCUUCGCCAUCCUCUGCAUCUUCAUCCGGAACCGCAUCUUGCAGAUUGUUUACGCCUCCCUGGGCGCCCUCCUCUUCACCUGCUUCCUGGCUGUGGACACUCAGAUGAUCCUGGGGAACAAGCAACUGGCCAUCAGCCCGGAGGAGUACGUCUUUGCAGCCCUCAACCUGUACACGGACAUUAUCAACAUCUUCCUUUACAUCUUGGCCAUCAUUGGGCGUGCCAAGGAGUAGGCACUUCCCCCGUCUUGCCCCCUCCAGCCUAAGGUUCCUUGCCCACAAGCCCCAUCUCUUGCGCACCCUCCCCCCCUUUUUUGCUCCUACCAGGCCCCCCCUUUCUUUCUCUCUCUCUCUCUCUCUCUCUUUUUGUGAUCUUCUUGCCCUUCCCUGGAGUCGGGAUUCUCCUCCUGAACACCCAACCUGCACUUUUCUGGGGAAGGCAACCUGUCAAGGUCGGGCAAAUGGGCCAGCCCCACUGGUGGACUGGUGGGGGGCAGGGCACCCUGUCUCCACCUGCUGCCCGUGGCUAUGGGGCUGGAGAGCUCAUGGGAAGACAAGGGUCUCUUUCUGCCCUGCACCCCCUAGUGGGCGGGGAGUGUUUGGUCCUGCACAGGCAAUGUGAAUCUAGAUAGCUCUUCUCUCUCUCGUUCUUGCGCGUGCAUUUUUGUCUGGAAAUGGAAAUGUUAAUUUAAAUUUCUCCUGGGCGUGUCACCCAGACUCCCCUCCUUCUCUUCUCCCCCCCCCACCCAUGGAAUGCCAAGGCUGUUCUGGGGGUCACCCAGACACACUGUGUGCCCCCUUUCAGGGCUGGGAAUGAGCUUCCCUACACACUCCCCCCCCGCCACCCGAUUAAGUCGUAGUCCCGUUCCUGGGCUUUAUGUUCCAGCCACUGCGGGGUCUCGUGUGUGAACACCCAGCACCUUUUGACCAAUACCGUCCAGAAGAGUGUGUGUGGGGCGGGUGGCUGCUCCCCUCGAGCUCUGGGGCAGGGGCUGGUCAGCUCCAGUUCCAGGCACUGGGAGGCUGGGAUGGCCCCUCCCUUGGGCUGGGACUCCCAGCACUUGGCUCGGUUGGGCUCUCUUGUGAGGGAUGUGAGUUUCCUGACCCUGGAAGGCAGCCGGGCCCCCUGCCCCCCACGCCUUGCCUCCCCCUCCCCCCAUGCGGCUGGCUUUAGGGGGGCCCUGCACUACUGCAUGCUGAGCAGCCCCCACUCUGCCCCCGGGCCAGCCUCUGCACCCAGCUGUCUCCCUAGGAUGUCUAAUAAAAGUGAGAAUGUACCGGA